Messenger RNA from Taeniopygia guttata (zebra finch), 725 nucleotides. NCBI's taxonomy places the organism in Eukaryota, Metazoa, Chordata, Aves, Passeriformes, Estrildidae. The record is from RefSeq and is a predicted model, not a curated record.
UUAAAGUGGCCAUGUUAAAUAGCUGUGAGGUUGCUAAAUGCCUGCUUUGCUAACUGAUCUUCUCCCCAGCUGGCAGCUCUUUAGAGCAGGAGACAUGAGGUUGCUAAACCCAUUCAUUUCUCACAUGCACCCACGUUCCUAAUGUCUGUGGAGAUCUGCCUUUAAAAGUCCUCUGCCAGCCAUUGGAAUGAAGAGCACUUUUGAAGACAUGGUAAUUAUUAUGGGAUUUAGGGGUGUGUGGAAAUGAUUCAUGGAGAUGUUUCCCAGCCAGCAGGCUCAUGGAGCCAGGUGAGCUCUUCCCUGGAAUGCGAAGCAUGCAGCGUGGCAACUGGGAGAAACAGGUUUGGCAGGACUUUUUAAGCUGUUUGCAGCAGCCAGCCCUUUCAGAGGCAGUCCCUGCUUUGCUGGUCUCCCAGCUGGAUGCUCUGCUCUGCCACGCUGGCCCUGCUGAGCUGGAGAGGAUGGACACGCUGCGCAGGAGCCUGUCUCGAUGGAAGAGGUACCACAUCAAGGUGCACCUGGCUGAUGAGGACCUGAUGAUGCCCCUGACAGUCAGGCCCAGGGACACGGUGAUGGACCUGCGGGCUCUCUUGGUACGGGAGGGCAUCACUUCCUGGAAAAAGACAUUUUAUUACAACUCCAGGCAGCUCGAGGAGCACGAGACCCUCAAAGAAGCCAAUAUCCAGAAUGGUUCUGUCCUCCUCCUUGUCAGCAAUAACAGGUAG